AUGCCAUCCUCAUCUGUCACAGUAUCGCUCCCCGCUUCGGGCGACGAGUCCAUCUUCAGCUCGGUUUCGAGCUUCUUCUCGUCGCUUCUGCCCGUCGCUCACGCCGAAGAGGAAUUUUCGGAUGACGCCGAAGAGUCUGAGGAGAAGGAAGAGGAAGAGGACGAGGACGAGCCUGAAGACCCCGCGCCCGCCAUCUACGAGGAAUGCGAAAAGUCUAAAGCUUGCGCUCCGCUCAAGCACCACUUCGACGAGUGCACCAAGCGUGUCGAAGAGGGCAAGGGUUUCGAGGGCGAAAACUGCAUCGAGGAGUUCUUCCACCUGGCUCACUGCGCGCAAGAGUGCACCGCACCCAAGCUCUUCAGCAAGCUUGUCUAA
Sporisorium graminicola is the source of this 375-nucleotide messenger RNA. RefSeq lists its product as uncharacterized. The record is from RefSeq and is a predicted model, not a curated record. Lineage: Eukaryota; Fungi; Basidiomycota; Ustilaginomycetes; Ustilaginales; Ustilaginaceae. Gene Ontology annotation, biological process: mitochondrial electron transport, ubiquinol to cytochrome c. The transcript is spliced from 5 exons. The coding region runs from base 1 to 375 and encodes 124 amino acids.